AUGGUGCUCACCAAGGCGGAAAAGGCAAAAAACGAUGAGCAAAUCAUCAACACGGCGAUCACUUGGGAGAUUUUAGAGUACGAUAUGCAAAAAGCGUUCGGAAGUCUAGCGAAAAUCGGUGAGAAACGAAGCGCUCAAUUGAUGGCUGACGGGAAUGGUUAUGUUUCAUACAUCGCUUUGGUUGUUUUUGAUUGGACGACUGAUCGAGAUCUUCUACCCGAGAAAGCCGUGCUAAAGAUCACCUCUUGCGACAAAAUGGAGAUCCUGAUCAAGGAGAUGCCGGGAUUUGAGAUGAAUAAUGUCAGAGAAAAAUGCGCUGCGGCCAGCGACAAUGAGCUAAAAUUCUACGAAAAUGCCUUUAAAACGCUGAAAUUUUCCAACGAGCUCCGCGUGCCGCAAUUCUUUUGUGGACGAGAUUUUGGCAUUGAUGGAGUGGAAGCGGGCUAUUUCGCCAUUGAGCACUUUGACAACGUGGAGAAUCGCCACUUCUACAAUAACAUCCAAGAGUCGGCCGUUUUAGAGAUUAUUCGACAAUUAGUCAUCAUUCAUACGCAUUCCUACAAUCAUCCGGAAAUGAUGGGGAAAAUGGACGGGAAUGUGUACGAACAACUCUAUGGCGAUUUCGCCGACAUAGAGAAAAUGGAAAAAGCUAUCCACGAGGCGGGCACAACGUAUCCAGAGCUGAAAGAGAAAUUGGAAAAGCUCAAAUCCCAGCUGAAGCACUUUACGAAUUGGGAGACCUAUCAGAAGAAGCUGCAUGAAUCGUGCAAGACCCGAAUGUUUUGCCACGGCGAUUUGUGGACCGGGAACAUGUUGUGGAGGAAAGAUGAGGCGGGAGACUAUCGAAUGUUGGUCAUGAUCGACUGGCAGCUUUGCCACCUCGGCAAUCCACUUGAUGAUUUGACCCGUUUGUUGACGAGCGCCAUCUCGAAAGAGAGCUAUUUGGAAAGACGAGAUUUUUACUUGGAGACCUAUUACAAAUGGUUCAAAGAGAACACGAGUGGACACCCAAUGCCCUGGGAAUCAUUUGAUGAGUUCUUGAAACAGUACGAACACGUCUUCAUUUUGACAACCGUCAUUUUUGGCCCACUUAUGGCGAAUUUUACGAAAAUGCUCUUGGAGAAAUGUCGAGAAGAGGAAAAAGAAGCCGGCUUCAAAUGUUAUUGGGGGAAAUUGGAGAACAUGCUGGAUGAGUCGAUAAAAUACAUCGAGAAAUGGAAUUGG
This is a messenger RNA of Mesorhabditis belari, 1224 nucleotides long. Lineage: Eukaryota; Metazoa; Nematoda; Chromadorea; Rhabditida; Rhabditidae. The record is from the annotation of a GenBank genome assembly.